Messenger RNA from Dendronephthya gigantea, 2763 nucleotides. RefSeq lists its product as uncharacterized. NCBI's taxonomy places the organism in Eukaryota, Metazoa, Cnidaria, Anthozoa, Malacalcyonacea, Nephtheidae. The transcript has 16 exons. Bases 1 to 2763 code for a protein of 920 amino acids. The record is from RefSeq and is a predicted model, not a curated record.
AUGGCACCUAAAAAGUCCGGAGGACGUAUAAUGCGAAAGCGUUUUAAAGCUUGCAAAAUUAAAGUUGUUUCUGUGUCUACAUCGGGGAAUAAAAGAACUCGUAGUGUUGACCUCCAUGGAUCAACUUCCGAGGUAAAAUUGCAAAAUUCCGAAGUCGAGGAGAUUGUAGAUACACCGAUGACUUGCCCGAGCACCACGACUGGUUUGCUAGAAAGUGAUGGUGAGGACGCGAGUCAGUCGAAUACAAAUAUGCCCUCAAAGCAUGAAAAAAGAAGAACGAGAGAGUUCGAGGAAUGGGAAAAGAUCAGGGAAAGGCUUCUGAGUAGCCGUUAUGAGGUGGAUUUCUUUGUAGAGGGCAUAAUUUGUUGUCAGUGCGAUUCACCUGCUGACGUUCGCUGUAAGGAUUGUGGGCACGACGUGCACUAUUGUUAUAACUGUGCCAAAGCAAGUCAUGGUGGACGAAAUUAUUUCCAUGUCCUUGAAAUGUUUAAGGCUGGUUGUUUUGUACCAUUGUUUCCUAAUCAUAUUGUGAUGAGCUCAAGCCAUCAAAGAAACUGCCCGACUUCCAUUGCUAGAAAUAUUGUGUGUAUUGAUGAGUAUGGACGGCAACAUCUAAAACAAAUACUUUUCUGUAACUGUGAAAGUGAUGUGGCAACAUUGGUAAAGAUGCAGCUGUGGCCUAGUUCUGCAAAGCGCCCUGUUAUGGCAUUUCACUACAAGCUAAUGGAGUUGUUAGAAGCACUUGUGAUGGAAUGUCAAGUCUCUCUUCAAAAGUUUUGUGACAUGUUGGGAAUUAUUAAUAAAUCCCCCAUGUUGCCUAAGUGGGUGAAAAAUGUUUAUUCUUGUUUAAACAGUGAUUCUUUUGAUGAAUUUCGCUACCACCAGUAUAUGAGAAGAAAUGGCAAGUUGUACGUCAACAAGGAUAUGGAGAUGGAUGAGCUUUGUCCUCUUUGCCCAAAGGGUCAUACAGGAAGUGUAGUGGAGUCUAUGGAUGGUUGUUUUGGGCUCGUUAGGAAGAAAUCAGCUGGUGCGAAUUUUAUUCCUUCCAGGCAUGGUCUCACUAUGUUUGCAGACCAAAAUGAUGUUGACAAUUUUGUUGACAAUUACACUGAAAGUGCUAAACAGGCCACUGUGAAUUGCAAUGAAUUCAAGUCUGGGGAGGUAACUGAUAUGCUCAGAUCUAAAGGGAAGAACAAGCUCUAUGACGAAAAAGGUGUUUUUGGGCGUGUUUGUAGGCACGGCUUCCCCAAAGGAUUCCUCAGCAUUAAACAUGGUGAAAGGAUUGCUUAUUCCGUUUAUGAAGUUGAGCGUCUGUUGAGCAAACAUAACGGUACAGCCGUUAACAUCAAAGUUACAUAUGAUAUAGCGUGUACACUGGAAGCCCAUUUGAAGAAAAACGAAAGGAAGGAUAUUCUGAAUGCAGUUAGUUUUGCUAUACCUAUUUUUCACUGUUACGGACACAAGUCAGCAUGCCAGAUAAAGUUUAGCCCAAGACGGCAACGAGGCUAUGCUCUUACAGACGGGGAGGGGAUUGAAAGAUUGUGGUCCUAUUUGCGAGGUUUCUCUUCAAUGACAAAAGAAAUGAGUGCUGGUCGCCGAACAGACAUGCUUACAGAUGCCCUAUUACAUUAUUCAACACGGCAACUCCUUGCAUGUGGGGAGCAACUUUUAACAAAGCUGAAGAGGUGUCCAAUUCUUAUAGAAAACACUGUGUUACAGCUAACAGAAGUUUUUUCUGGCCUGUCGGUUCCUUAUGAUGAAGUAGUGGUUUCAUCGUGGAUGAGAGAUGAAGAGAAUCUGAUUUUAGCAAGAGAUAAGAAGACAGUGGUAUUGACAUGGGAGCAAAAAUAUGUUCAAAAUCUUAUUCACCUCCAUCAACUAAGGUUAAAUGUCGCCUCUAUUGAAGAGGGUGAUCACAACCAAUUGGGGAAGUGUGUGACGAAAAUUGUAAGGAAUAUAGAGAAAAGUAACAAAGUCUCAAAGAGGUGGAAACCUGGGGAAAAACACUUUAAUGCAUCAGCUUUAUGUUUGGAAGAACAAAGACGUAGUACAGUUGUUGACCAGACGUAUAAUUUAGCUGUUGAAAGACUUUUUUUGAUUUCUCUCAAGAGGAAAUAUUCUGAUGGACAAGCCAUAGCGUCAAAGCUGUCCAAGCAGAUCACCCGUAAAACCAAUGCAAUCAAAAGCGUUAUAACGAAAUAUAAUGCUUCUUUGACUGCUCUACAAGACUGCGUUGACGGACUACCUGACGAGCUGAAAUUUGACAUAGCAAAAGACCCAGAGUCGUCACUUUAUUCCAACUUCUCCACCCAACGGCCUGUCGAGACUGUUCCUUUUUCCGUCAAGAGAUCCGCAAUUGACCUGCAAAAUUUCCUCGAAAGAUGCAAAGAGGAGCAGGAACUUUUGUUAGAGGAAGUUGAAAACCUGUUUAUGUAUUACAUUGAAAAGCGAGAUAAUUUCACAGAAAUUUUAGAACGACGUUGUCUUGAGGAAUCCAGGCUAUCGAAUGGGAUUUGCAAUCAUAUAAGAAAGGAGAUUUGCGAGAUAAACAACGUGUUGGUGUCUUUGCGUUUGACACUUUCCGAUUAUAUAAAACCAUGGCUUGCAGAAAAACUUGAUAGCGUUGACAGUACAUCGUCUUUUCAUAUGUCAAAUGUCUUAGAAACGUGUGUUGAAGAGGAAAGUGAAAUAGAAUGCAUAGAUAAAGAUGCCAUAGAGGAUCUUGUGGACUUGCUAGAUGACAGAGACGAAGACGAGGAAUGA